Messenger RNA from Galleria mellonella (greater wax moth), 2224 nucleotides. Its product is annotated as probable ATP-dependent RNA helicase DDX55 homolog. The transcript is spliced from 7 exons. Gene Ontology annotation, molecular function: ATP binding; nucleic acid binding. NCBI's taxonomy places the organism in Eukaryota, Metazoa, Arthropoda, Insecta, Lepidoptera, Pyralidae. The coding region runs from base 412 to 2211 and encodes 599 amino acids. Gene Ontology annotation, cellular component: nucleolus. The record is from RefSeq and is a predicted model, not a curated record.
CGCAAAAGGUCGCUUGACCUUUUGAGAGUUGAAUACCUUCACAUCGGAACAAAGAACUGAGUUUUACGCACUACUACAACGUAUUAAUAAAAUAUAAUGCAGUUGGAGAAAGAUGAAAAAAAAAAUAAGAAUAAUGAAAGAUCAUUUGAAAACUCCAGAGUGAAGAUGUAUUCCAGACAAAUUAUCUUUUUGAAGACUAGGCAGCAUGGUCUCCGACCUUAGCCUGUUCCAAACGGAACAAACGUACUAAAAAAAAAAAAAGUGAAGAUGUGUUAAGUCGACUUUACAUUAUCAGCUGUCAAUCAAAUGUCAAAUCUAAUGUCAAAUUGAUAUUGUCAAUGUCAUACCCUCGUGUUAUUCGCCAUAUGAUUUGUUUUGAAAUAUUUCAUUUAUUUAUUUGGUUAUUAUAAAAUGGUUAACAAAGACUGGUUUCGUAUUACACCGGCAUUAUCAAAGCCGGUAUUAAACUGCAUCAAUGCACAAGGUUUUAAAACGAUGACUCCUAUCCAAGCGGCCGUAAUACCUCUCGUAUUGUCGUGUAAGGAUGUCGCUGCUGAAGCAGUGACUGGAUCAGGAAAGACGCUGGCAUUCGUCGUGCCCAUGCUGGAAAUGUUGUUAAAGAAAUCAAAAGAGCCCCCCCUCAGGAGGGAUUUCGUUUAUGCCGUAAUAAUUUCACCGACAAGGGAGUUAGCCACCCAAAUAAGUAAGGUAAUAGAACAGUUUCUUCAAGAGCCAGACUUAAACCACAUGACGCUUGCUGUGCUGGUGGGAGGCAGGUCUGUGGAUGCAGAUAUGGAGACUCUGCACAGGGGAGCUCACAUCGUGGUCUGUACACCAGGACGUUUCAGUGACCUACUGGCAGAAAGGAAGCAACUAAAUCUACCUGGGAGACUAAAAGAGUUGGAAUUUUUAGUUCUGGACGAAGCCGACCGCCUCCUCGACCUCGGCUUCAGCGCGACCCUAACCACAAUCCUGCAGUACUUGCCGCGACAGCGACGCACUGGCCUGUUCUCUGCAACCCAGACGAAAGAGCUCCAAGACCUGGUCAGAGCCGGCCUUAGAAAUCCAGUGGUUGUCAGCGUUAAAGAAAAGUCCACUAUCAGCACGCCGGUUCUGCUAGAAAAUUAUUAUGUAAUAGUAGAACCACAGGACAAGUUUUUAUUUCUGUUAAACUUCAUAAGGAACAGAAGAAUGGUGAAGGGUCUCUUCUUUCUGCCGACGUGUGCGUGUGUCGAUUACUGGGCGGAUGUGCUCCCGGUGUUCCUAACUGACAUCAAAGUGUUCGCAAUACACGGCAAGAUGAAACAGAAGAGGACCAGGGUGCUGGAGAAGUUCCGUGAAGCUGAAAAUACUAUAUUGUUGUGUACAGAUCUGUUAGCCAGAGGGCUCGAUAUCCCGGAGGUGGAGUGGGUGGUGCAGUGGGAGCCGCCGAGCCAGCCGGCGGCGCUCGUGCACCGCGUGGGCCGCGCGGCCCGCGGCGGCGCCGCCGGCUGCUCGCUGCUGCCGCUGCUGCCCAGCGAGGACGCCUACGUGCCCUUCAUCAGGACCAACCAGAUGGUGGAGCUCAAAGAUUGGAGAAAGUCCAAGGACGAAAUCAAGAUCAGCGAAAAGUUGAGGCUGAAAGUAUUAAAAAUCCUCCACGAUCAACAGAAGAAGGACCGAUCCAUAUUUGAUAAAGGACAACGCGCCUUCGUGUCCCAUAUGCGGGCAUACACGAAACACGAGUGCAAUCUUCUACUGCAAUUCAAAGAGCUACCACUGGGCCACAUCGCGACCAGCUACGGCCUCCUCAAACUGCCUCUGAUGCCUGAGAUCAAGCAAGAACACAAAGACCAGUUUGUAGGGCCGGUAGAAGAGAUCGACUUUAACAGCAUAACAUACAAAGACAAACAGAAGGAAGCGAGCAGGUUGCAGAAGUUGCAAGAGUAUAAGAAGACCGGUGUGUGGCCGUCGAAGAAGAAGAAAAAGAUGGCGCAGUCACAACCGUGGGAACAAGCGAAACAGAACAAAGAAGACAAAAAACAGCGUAGGAAAAAGAGGAAAGAGUUGAAACAGAAGGUGGGUGCGGAAGGGAAGAAAGGCAAGAAACGGAAAGCAAUCACACAAGAGGAGUUAGACGAGCUCGCGGCCGACGUGGCCCUGAUGAAGAAAUUGAAAAAGGGAAAAAUUACAGAGGAACAGUUCGACCAGGCAUUUGAACUUGAUAAAUAAAUUAUUUAUUGUA